AUGGUGUGCAUUGGCCGCGGUGGGAUGAUGGAGCAGGGCUUGUCACUUGUGCCAAAAGUGCGAAGAGAGCCUAAAAACUUGCGUGACAUACGGGGACCUUCAACUGAAGAUACUGAGUUCACAGAAGGCAAUUUUGCAAUCUUGGCACUGGGUGGUGGUUACCUCCACUGGGGCCAUUUUGAAAUGAUGCGCCUGACGAUCAACCGCUCUAUGGACCCCAAGAACAUGUUUGCUUUAUGGCGAGUACCAGCCCCUUUCAAGCCUAUCACCCGCAAGGGUAUGGGACAGCGUAUGGGGGGCGGCAAAGGCGCCAUUGACCACUAUGUGACUCCUGUGAACACUGGCCGCCUCAUAGUAGAGAUGGGUGGACGCUGUGAAUUCAAAGAGGUACAAGGUUUCCUCAACCAGGUUGCCCACAAAUUGCCCUUCCCAGCAAAGGCUGUGAGCCGUGAAACCCUAGAGAAGAUGCGGAAAGAUCAAGAGGAACGAGAGCAUAACAACCAAAACCCCUGGACCUUUGAGCGCAUAGCCACUGCCAACAUGCUAGGGAUACGGAAAGUACUGAGCCCAUAUGACCUGACCCAGAAGGGGCGAUACUGGGGCAAAUUCUACCUGCCUGAACGUGUGUAGUGAGAAUAUGAGAAAUAAAUGUACAGAGAGAAGGAAUCUACAUAUUUGUGCCCCUCAGUUACCUUGAAAGUCUGGGUAGCUCUGAUGUCAUAACCAAGGAGCCGCAUACGAGUGCUAUAGAUGAAAGUGCAUUAUAUUUAUAUUAAAUAAAGUUUCAGUAUCACCUCUG
Myotis myotis is the source of this 799-nucleotide messenger RNA. RefSeq names its product 39S ribosomal protein L16, mitochondrial-like. The record is from RefSeq and is a predicted model, not a curated record. Gene Ontology annotation, cellular component: mitochondrial large ribosomal subunit; ribosome. Gene Ontology annotation, biological process: mitochondrial translation. The transcript is spliced from 2 exons. The coding region runs from base 1 to 630 and encodes 209 amino acids. Gene Ontology annotation, molecular function: rRNA binding; structural constituent of ribosome. NCBI's taxonomy places the organism in Eukaryota, Metazoa, Chordata, Mammalia, Chiroptera, Vespertilionidae.